AUGGCUCAUAAAGGUGGUAUUGAAGCCUUAAACAGAUCACUGAGGGAUAUAAGGGGUAAUACAAAAUUAAUGGGUGGUGUAACAAUUUUGCUGGCCGGAGACUUUCGGCAGACCCUACCAGUGGUGCCAAAAGGAACCAGAGCUGACGAAGUGAAGUCGUGCAUUAGGAAAUCUAAUUUGUGGCCCCAGGUUAAUAUUCUAAAGCUCUCUAAAAAUAUGAGAGCACAUUUGGGCGGGGAUGAGUCUGCUGGUAGAUUUUCAGAUCUCCUUCUUAAAAUCGGUAAUGGUGAUUUUCCAUCGUUUGAUGGAAUGAUAACCAUCCCGGAAGAAUUGUGCACAGUUGUUACUUCGGUUCAAAAAUUGCUGUCUAAAGUUUAUCCAGACAUUAUUCAUAUACAUGACAAGCUUAUUGAAUGGUUAUGUGAGCGUGCCAUACUUACUCCAAAGAACGAUCAAGGAGCAGCUGUCAACGAUAUCCUGCUCAUGUCGUUUGAGGGCGAAGAAAAGGUUUAUACUUCGAUUGAUACUGUGGUUAUUACCGCUACUAAUUACCCUGUAGAAUUUUUAAAUUCAUUGCAACUGCCAGGUUUGCCUUGUCAUAAACAACAUAAUUGGACACUCCAAUUAUGUUGUUGCGGAAUUUUAAACCACCAAAACUUUGUAACGGUACAAGCCUGCAAGUGA
Leptinotarsa decemlineata (Colorado potato beetle) is the source of this 684-nucleotide messenger RNA. RefSeq lists its product as uncharacterized. NCBI's taxonomy places the organism in Eukaryota, Metazoa, Arthropoda, Insecta, Coleoptera, Chrysomelidae. The record is from RefSeq and is a predicted model, not a curated record.